GGUGGGCGGCCCAGUGCCCUGGGCUCCGAGCGCUGCCCGGCUCCCCGGCCCCGCUCUCUGCCCGGGUGGGAGGGAGGCUGCGGCCAUGGAGCUCGCGGGGGCCCUGCAGCUCGGGGAGCUGGCGGCCGCCUUCGCCCGGGUGCCCGUCUUCCCGCUCUUCGACCUGGGCUACUUCAUCGUCUCCAUCCUCUACCUCAAGUACGAGCCAGGAGCUGUUGAGAUGUCCCAUCAGAGCCCUGUUGCCUCAUGGCUUUGUGCUAUGCUUCAUUGCUUUGGAAGUUAUAUUCUUGCUGAUAUGUUACUUGGGGAAGCUCCUAUUGAUUAUUUCAGCAAUAACUCUAGUGUGCUCCUGGCCACGGCAGUAUGGUAUUUGAUUUUCUUCUGCCCCAUGAACCUCUUCUACAAGUGUGUCAGCUUCUUGCCUGUGAAGCUCAUCUUUGUGGCAAUGAAGGAGGUGGUUAGAGUUCGUAAAAUUGCUAUUGGAGUCCACCAUGCUCACCACCAUUACCACCAUGGGUGGUUCAUUAUGGUGGUUACUGGCUGGGUCAAAGGUUCUGGAAUUGCCUUGGUGUCUAAUUUUGAGCAGCUGCUGCGUGGAGUCUGGAAGCCAGAAACAAAUGAAAUUCUUCAUAUGACCUUCCCAACAAAAGCCAGUCUGUAUGGAGCAAUCCUCUUCACCUUGCAGCAGACUCACUGGCUCCCCAUCUCUAAAGCCAACCUCAUCUUCUUCUUCACCAUGUUUAUGAUUGUUUGCAAGGUGUUUAUGACUGCAGCUCACUUGCAUACCUCGCCGUUUGCUCCAAUAGAAGGCUUCAUCUGCCCAGUACUCUUUGGCUCCGUUUCUAGUGGGUACAACAGUCACCAUGACCACCAUGAGGAUUCCCAUGAUACUUCCCCUCCUGCGAAAUCUAAGGAGGAGCUGAAUGAAGGCACACGGAAACGGAAAGCGAAAAAGGCUGAAUAAGUGAGAUCGGAUACACGUGGUGAACAAGCCAAGGAAGAAUCCCUCAGAGCUGCAUUGAAAUCAUCUUCAAGCCACCUAUGACCUCACAUACCCUCCAAUUCCUGAGACUUCAAAAGAGAGAGAUGGAAAUCAGGACACUGCCAGAUGGAUCCCUGAAUUUCAUCCAUGCGCUUCGCCCUGCUGCUAGCUUCAUGAUCUUUGUCUCUACAUCUAAUCCCCUAUUUUAGAGCAGGGGGGUUAAAUUUGUGCCAGGCUGAGGUUUGGGUACAAGUUCCCAGCCCACCAGCAAUUAUGACAGCAUUUUGUUACUAUACAAUUCCUACUGCCCUCCUGUUCCCUGCCCCCCCCAACACAUCAUUGAAGGGGCUUUCUUGUGUUCCUCCAACUCACAAAUUCCUUUUGAUUCCCUUAAAAAGAAAAGGAAAUAGUUAGAAACAACUGAAUAUGGAAAUUGGAUUUUUCAGCAAAAGAGUAAAUUAUCUCCUGUGAAGCUGAGCUAAUGCAUUUCAUCUCCCAUACUUGCAAAGUACCCCAUGAUGUAGGGCUUCAAAUUAAUAUGGCAUAUUUUAUAUGCCUGAUGGGCCUGGCCAAGUACCACUUGGGUAAUUACAUUUUUCUCAUCUAAAUUCCCCCUGCAAUUCUUAAUUGAUACAACUUCUUCACUUCCUUAACAUAAUGUUUACACAUGUUUUGAAGAUGUAAAAUGCUAUAAGUGUUCUAUAUUCAUACUGUUACUAUCUUACACUGUUGGGUAGUCUUGUUUGCUGUUAA
Messenger RNA from Trachemys scripta elegans, 1735 nucleotides. RefSeq names its product transmembrane protein 38A (gene TMEM38A). Bases 86 to 964 code for a protein of 292 amino acids. Gene Ontology annotation, biological process: potassium ion transmembrane transport. The record is from RefSeq and is a predicted model, not a curated record. NCBI's taxonomy places the organism in Eukaryota, Metazoa, Chordata, Testudines, Emydidae. The transcript has 6 exons. Gene Ontology annotation, molecular function: identical protein binding; potassium channel activity. Gene Ontology annotation, cellular component: membrane.